Molecule: messenger RNA, 1283 nt
Organism: Daktulosphaira vitifoliae (grape phylloxera)
Lineage: Eukaryota; Metazoa; Arthropoda; Insecta; Hemiptera; Phylloxeridae
Product: toll-interacting protein-like
Exons: 6
Coding region: 199-1026 (275 amino acids)
Biological process (GO): ubiquitin-dependent protein catabolic process
Cellular component (GO): cytoplasm
Molecular function (GO): ubiquitin conjugating enzyme binding; ubiquitin binding
Source: RefSeq, a predicted model, not a curated record
CAAUAACAAGUGAACAAAAUAAUUAAAUAAUUACACUUACUAAUUGUUUUUGUUACUUAUAACACAUGUUAUAUUAAUUUGUUCUAGUUUGAUGAUAAUAAUCUUAAGCAACAAAUAUUUAUUCUAAUUCGAUUUUUAAAUAAAUAUCUUGAUAUUUUAUAUGACUUAAAACAAUUUUUUGAUUAUAAAUAUUUAAUAAUGACGUCUACUACUUCCAGAACUAAUGAAGAAAGACGAAAAAGGGUAUAUGUAGGUGAAUUGCCUAAAGAUUUUUUACGGCUAGAUGUAGCAGCACUGAAUGAAUCAACUAUAAGACAACAACAAGAAGCUGCAGAUCAACAAGCAGCUUUGGCUCUUCAACAAGCAUUAACUGCAAUCCCAGGAGAUCGCGAUCGAAAUAGACUAAACAUUACUAUUGUUCAAGCUCGAUUAGUUAAAAACUAUGGCUUAACAAGAAUGGAUCCAUAUGUACGUUUAAGAGUAGGUCAUUGUGUUUAUGAAACACAAACAGAUGCUAAUGGUGGCAAAACUCCCAAAUGGCAUAAAACAGUUCAAACUUUCGUAGCAAAGCUGAGAAGUCUUUUACCAGAUGGUAUCAAUCAAAUUCAUGUAGAAAUAUUUGAUGAAUGCUCUUUUAAAAUGGAUGAGUUAAUAGCAUGGACAACUAUACCAAUACCUCUACAAAUAUUUAAAGGAGUUACUAUUGAACAGUGGUAUAAUCUCACUGGUAAACAAGGGCCUAAUCAUGAGGGCACUAUAAAUAUUAUAAUGAGUUAUGGGGUUCCACCAUCAUUAGGUUUAGUGUCUCCAGUUAUGAUGGUUCCACCAAAUAUUAAUACAAGUAAAGAUCUCACUCCUAUUUAUGUACAACCACCACCACAAGCACCACCUCUUAAUCCAGAAGAUUUAAAACAAGUUCAAGAUAUGUUCCCAAAUGUAGAUAAAGAUACUGUGAAAAAUAUUUUUGAAGCUAAUAAUGGAGACAAAGAUUUAACUGUCAAUUCACUACUCCAAAUGGUUGAAUAAAUCAUCAAAUAAUCUUCCAAUGAGCUUAAUCCUAUGUUAAUAUUACUAUUAUUAUUGUUGUGUGUGCCAUUCUUCUAUAUUGAAUGUUUAAUUUAGUCAGAAUUAUGUAUGAAUUUGUUAGAAUACAUCUGUAUUUCUAAUUUGUAACUAGUAAGAUUUAUUUUUAUUUAUAUAGAUGGGUUUAGUUAAGAAUAUUUAUUAGUUAACUUCCAAGUAAAAUUAAAAAAAAAUAAAACUUAACUUAUUUAUAACUAUUA